CGUCCGCUGGUCGGGGUCCCGCCGCCCGCCGCGCCAGAGCCGGGAUCAGACACCCGCCCCGGCACGAGCGAGCGGGAGCGGAGUUCCAGCCCGGAGCGCGGAGCCCCGAGUCGAGCCGCAGCAACAAGUGGCGGGGCCCGGGCGCGGCGACCCCGCAGCGGGGGCAGAGAGAGGCUGGCCGGCGGCCACGGGCGGGUCUUCCCGCUGCCUCUCCUGGACGGGCCGGGAAAGGGGUCUGUCGCCCGGAAUCCUUGCCCGCGGAUGCCCGGGAAUCUCUGCGGCUGAGUUCGGGAGUGCCCUCGGGGCGUCUCCAGGCCCGCUCGCCCGUGCUAUAUCGGUCCCGGCCAGAACUCCCACCUGCCUCGCCGUGCUGACCAGUCGCCCGCCCACUGGCCCACCUUCAGGGACGCUGAGCACCAUCUGACUUCUUUCCUGGGGCAAGCCUAGAGCUGAAGCGCUGCGGCAUGGCGCGCGGCUGCCUCCAGGGCGUCAAGUACCUCAUGUUCGCCUUCAACCUGCUCUUCUGGCUGGGAGGCUGUGGCAUCCUGGGUGUUGGCAUUUGGCUGGCUGCCACCCAGGGGAACUUCGCCACCCUGUCCUCCUCCUUCCCGUCCCUGUCGGCCGCCAACCUGCUCAUCGUCACCGGCUCCCUGGUCAUGGCCAUCGGCUUCGUGGGCUGCAUUGGGGCCAUCAAGGAGCACAGGUGCCUGCUGCUCACGUUCUUCGUGAUGCUCCUGCUGGUGUUCCUGCUGGAAGCCACUGUCGCCAUCCUCUUCUUCGCCUACACCGAUAAGAUCGACAGGUAUGCACAGCGAGACCUGAAGAAGGGGCUGCACCUGUACGGCACCCCGGGCAACGUGGGCCUCACCAACGCGUGGAGCAUCAUCCAGACUGACUUCCGCUGCUGCGGCGUGUCCAACUACACGGACUGGUUCGAGGUCUACAAUGCGACACGCGUGCCCGACUCCUGCUGCCUGGAGUUCAGCGAGAGCUGCGGGCUGCACGCGCCGGGCACCUGGUGGAAGGCGCCGUGUUACGAGACGGUGAAGAUGUGGCUCCAAGAAAACCUGCUGGCAGUGGGUGUCUUUGGGCUGUGCACAGCGCUCGUGCAGGUCCUGGGCCUGACCUUCGCCAUGACCAUGUACUGCCAGGUGGUGAAGGCCGACACCUACUGUGCGUAGGCUGCCCGUUGCCUGCCACCCGCUUCGCUGCCAGAGGACAUGCCCACCGACCAGGGAGAUGGCCUCAUAGGACUGUGUGCCAGCUUGGGCAUGGGGGCGGGGGGAGCAGGUGGCCAGAGCCCCCAGGCCCCUGGCCAGGCCUGUGAG
Messenger RNA from Rhinolophus ferrumequinum (greater horseshoe bat), 1328 nucleotides. It is a transcript of the gene TSPAN4, whose product is annotated as tetraspanin 4. NCBI's taxonomy places the organism in Eukaryota, Metazoa, Chordata, Mammalia, Chiroptera, Rhinolophidae. The record is from RefSeq and is a predicted model, not a curated record. The coding region runs from base 465 to 1181 and encodes 238 amino acids. Gene Ontology annotation, cellular component: membrane. The transcript is spliced from 9 exons.